AUGUUAUGCUUGCGCCUUUGCUUACAGCUUAGCGCUCUGGCCUUUGGUCUAUUUAUCAUAAAUUCAUUUAAGAGGGCUUGUAAGCUAAACAAACACGUCAUCUUUCAAUUGUAUAUAUACAACAAAAAAUUAUAACAUUCGAAAGAAAGCUACACCUUGUAUUGGGUUAAAACAUAAAUUUAUAAUUUUUUCGAUAGAAACAAAUACCAACCGUCUCUGAGAUUCACCAAUUCGUAUUUUUUUUCUAAUUACUCUUUUUACUAUUGGAAGAAUUGCUAAACAUGUGACUCAUUUUGUAGCCGAGGCUUUGCCCGUCGUCUGUCUCCUACUUAUCGCAUUAUUAGAGGCAUUGAUUUCGUCUCCUUUUCUCAUUUGUCGGGCAGACUUAAUAGCUAUACACUGUUGCCUCAGGUAGCCGUGGUAGGCGCUGGUAGUGAUGUGGGUCGGAUAGUGUCAUUGUUCUUGAAGCAGCAGCCCGUUGUGAAGAUACUCGCGCUGUGGGACGAGUUGCCGGACUGCGGCGUGCUCGGAAUGGCCAACGACUUGGCGCACAUAGACACCGGCACCGAAGUCGAGGCUUACCAGGGGCGCAUGUUUCUCAAGCCAGCUCUACACGAUUCAGAUGUAGUGGUAAUAUGCGGCGGGUGGUACAUCCUACCUCCAUGCUGCAACACGCAGGAUCGUGACCUGUUCUUCCAGAACAUGCGGUGGGUUCGUACCGCCACCAUCGCUUGCGCUGAGUUCUGUCCGCAGGCCAUUAUUGCUGUGCAGACGCCACCGGUCGACUGCAACUUCGCUCUUUGCAAAUACACCUUGAAGAAAGCCAAAGCUUACGACAAACGGCGUGUGAUUGGCGUAAACUCCAUCAAUGCGAUGCGCGCUAAUCAGCUGUUCUGUUCGAUCACCGGCUCUGAUCCUGCCACAACGAGUACACCUGUCGUCGGCGGCACCGGCCGGUGCACACGUGUGCCGGUUUUCUCUGCCGCAAAAGCCGGCAACUUUCCACAGACACAAGCAGAAUGUUUGACUCGGCUAGUUCGUGAAGCGGACGACAUAAUAUGUAAGGUGAAGAGCAACAACGAGCAGGGUCAUCUUUCCGUGGGUUUUGCUACUGCCAGAUGCGUUGUCAACAUUAUGAAGGGUUUGUUCGAAAAGCCGAUGUUUUUAGACAGCGCGUUAGUGGAACAAGCAGACCCUAAGAAAUGUUACGAUCUGAAAAUGUGUGCUACACCUCUGACUAUGGGGAAGGGAGGCAUAGCCGAAUACGCUGUGCCCACCCUCAACGAAUUUGAAAUGAAGACUUUAGAGGACAGCAAGUUUCAUAUUUCAGACCAAUAUUUAUUGUAAGAGUCGCUCAUUUCCAUGGCUUUGUUAUUUUUUAAUUAUUAAUAAUGCCAACUGUGUACGAUAUAGCACCCGUAUGUGAAAGAAUUAAAAAAUCGAACCAGUAGUUACGGAGCCUAUUCAAUGUAAAGAAACAAUCAACUCUUUCAUUUCUUUCUUUUCCAUUAAAACAUUAGUAUAGAUUUGUGUAUGUCUCGAAAACGUGUUAUUAUGUAAUUUGUUUUCAGAUGUGAUCUCGAGGAUAUGCUGAACCUCGGACGAGCGUACGCUCUCGGCGACGACUACACCUUGCACUCGUGUAGGUUCUACCCACCGUGUUACUACGAGCCAUGCAAGACCUGCACGCCAGUCACACAGGAGAAGUCAAAGAAGUAA
Messenger RNA from Diatraea saccharalis (sugarcane borer), 1719 nucleotides. The record is from the annotation of a GenBank genome assembly. NCBI's taxonomy places the organism in Eukaryota, Metazoa, Arthropoda, Insecta, Lepidoptera, Crambidae.